Messenger RNA from Sciurus carolinensis (gray squirrel), 8067 nucleotides. It is a transcript of the gene Uhmk1, whose product is annotated as U2AF homology motif kinase 1. Gene Ontology annotation, biological process: regulation of protein export from nucleus; positive regulation of translational initiation; peptidyl-serine phosphorylation. The transcript has 8 exons. Gene Ontology annotation, molecular function: protein serine/threonine kinase activity; RNA binding; ribonucleoprotein complex binding. Gene Ontology annotation, cellular component: neuronal ribonucleoprotein granule; nucleus. The record is from RefSeq and is a predicted model, not a curated record. The coding region runs from base 167 to 1426 and encodes 419 amino acids. Lineage: Eukaryota; Metazoa; Chordata; Mammalia; Rodentia; Sciuridae.
UAAGGUUUCCGGUGUCAUGGCGGCCUGAGGUCUCGGGAGCUGGCGAGGCGGCUGCAGGCCCCUCCCUGCGGAGCCGCUGGUACGGCUGGCGGGGAUGUGACCGCGGGUUCUGCUGGCCUGCCUCGGGCGUCCUGUCAGCUCCGGUGUCAGCCCUCAGCCCAUAUCCAUGGCGGGAUCCGGCUGUGCGUGGGGCGCCGAACCACCGCGGUUUCUGGAGGCCUUCGGGCGGCUGUGGCAGGUACAGAGCCGCCUAGGCAGCGGCUCCUCGGCCUCCGUGUAUCGCGUGCGCUGCUGCGGCACCCCCGGCUCGCCCCCUGGCGCGCUCAAGCAAUUCUUGCCUCCAGGAACCACUGGGGCUGCGGCCUCAGCAGCGGAGUAUGGUUUCCGCAAAGAGAGGGCGGCGCUGGAGCAGUUGCAGGGUCACAGGAACAUCGUGACUUUAUAUGGAGUCUUUACAAUCCACUUCUCUCCAAAUGUGCCAUCGCGCUGUCUGUUGCUUGAACUCCUGGAUGUCAGUGUUUCGGAAUUACUUUUAUAUUCCAGUCACCAGGGUUGUUCCAUGUGGAUGAUACAGCAUUGUGCCAGAGAUGUUCUGGAGGCCCUUGCUUUUCUUCAUCAUGAGGGUUACGUCCAUGCAGACCUCAAGCCACGUAACAUAUUGUGGAGUGGAGAGAAUGAAUGUUUUAAACUCAUCGACUUUGGACUUAGCUUCAAAGAAGGCAAUCAGGAUGUAAAGUAUAUUCAGACAGACGGGUACCGGGCUCCAGAAGCAGAACUGCAAAAUUGCUUGGCCCAGGCUGGCCUGCAGAGUGAUACAGAAUGCACCUCAGCUGUUGAUCUGUGGAGCCUAGGAAUCAUUUUACUGGAAAUGUUCUCAGGAAUGAAACUGAAACAUACAGUUAGAUCUCAGGAAUGGAAGGCAAAUAGUUCUGCUAUUAUUGAUCACAUAUUUGCCAGUAAAGCAGUGGUGAAUGCUGCAAUUCCAGCCUAUCACCUAAGAGACCUUAUCAAAAGCAUGCUUCAUGAUGAUCCAAGCAGAAGGAUUCCAGCUGAAAUGGCAUUAUGCAGUCCAUUCUUCAGUAUUCCUUUUGCCCCUCAUAUUGAAGAUCUGGUGAUGCUUCCUACUCCAGUCCUAAGGUUGCUAAAUGUACUGGAUGAUGAUUAUCUUGAGAAUGAAGAGGAAUAUGAAGAUGUUGUAGAAGAUGUAAAAGAGGAAUGUCAAAAAUAUGGACCAGUAGUGUCUCUGCUUGUUCCAAAGGAAAAUCCUGGCAGAGGACAAGUCUUUGUUGAGUAUGCAAAUGCUGGUGAUUCCAAAGCUGCUCAGAAAUUUCUGACUGGAAGGAUGUUUGAUGGGAAAUUCGUUGUGGCUACAUUCUACCCGCUGAGUGCCUACAAGAGGGGAUAUCUUUAUCAAACCUUGCUUUAAUCAGUAACCUAAGGACUAUUUCCUGUUUCUCCUCUUCCAUUUCCUGGAUUAUUGUAUUCCACAUCUGAAUGCAGGAGUACUCCUUUACCAUUAAGGGAAUACUUCAUACAUUUAUUUAAUCCUACUAAUGUGCAGUCAUUGCCCAAGCAAUGUUGUACAAAAACAUUUGGCACUGAGUAGGAGAAGACCUCUCAGCUAUAUCUUGAGGGGUUUUAGAGCAUCCAUGUGGGCAACCUUUUUUCGUGCAGUAGGGCAGGUGCUGCUCUUCAGUAUGUAACCUAAACAGAUAUUAGUUAUUUCAUGUGAAUAUGAAGCAAGGAUGAAUAAUAUGUUGUAGUGAGUAUUAUUAACAAAUUUGUUAGGGUUGGUGACAUCACUUACAGAUUAUUCCUUUAUGUUAUCAGGUGGUUCUUAAUGUUGAUAUCCAUAUCUGGCACUGGAUGCUAUCGAUAAUAUUAAGUAAUUGUCAAGCAGCAGUUACCUACUGUGUUCUUAACACUGAGUUGUGAAUUUUUUUAAAGGAGUACUGUAGUACUUAAUAUUCCUUUAAAGAAACUGCAGUGAGCCUAUCUACAUUUUUUUAUUAUUAUUAAGGCUUUUAAAAUAGAAAGCUGAUGCUUGAUCUUGCACAAUUUUUAUGUCUAGUAUGUUUGCUCGAGUGAGUGUGCAGGUGUGAAAGACUAGAGAAAACUUGAGUCAGUGUACUUUAUAGUGUGAAUCUUGUGAGCUAAUACAGUCUAUACCCAUCUCUUCCCUAUCUGUUUCACACUUGUAAGAUUUAAGGUGUAUGUGUUUUAAAAGUUGGUCUGUCUGAUAGAAUGUAAAUGACAAAACGGUCAUUCCUGAGAGGCUAAGAACAAACUGGAGUCUCUAGACCAGGGUUGUAUUGAACUCUUCAAUCUAUUGGAACAAAGUAAGUUUAGGUACAUGUUAAUUAUCCCAUCCUUCAAUCUUCUUUAGACCCUUGAUUGGCACAUCUUUUUAUAUUGAAUCUCCUGUGAUAAUUGUUAGAUUUCUCAAAAUGUGGUUCUACCAAGUAGAAUGGAAAAUUGAAGUGGAUCACCAAAAAAAAAAAAAAAAAAAAAAAAAAAAGUGGGGUGGGGAAACAAAAAGGCAAAGAGAGGGCAGAUAAUCAAGGAUCCUUUUUUGACUUCCUUCUAUCUCUCACCCACUUCCCCACCACACCCUUGUCUUCCCUUUCCUCCAUUUUCUGUUUAAUUGAAGAAAAGCUUAGAGGAACAUCAUCCCAAGUGGUCUGGCUUUUGACUUUAGGAAGUUAAAGAAAGGUGUAGAUUUAAGACAAAUGGAAUUAGAAAGGAAGAAAAACUCAAAUCUUAGAAGGAUUCAUUGUAAUCAAAUGGAUCCAUGAAUAAGGGUUGCAAAGGGUAUGCAUGAGUUUAUGGAUAUAGGUUGAUUACAUGGUUUUAAGAAUUGUAAUUAUGAAUUAUUCUCAUUAUAUGAUUGUCCUUAAAGAUAUAAAAAUUAGGAAACCUUUGUAAAGCACUGAUUGUACAAAAAAAUGACAAGUUAUAUACAGAUUAUGAAUUUUUUUCUAUUUCCUUACCUAAAUGAAAUUUUUAUUUAUUGAUUUCCCCCCUCAGGAAAAAGCCUUUUAUAUCUUUCUCUAUUGGAAGCCUCCUCAUGUAGGCUUUCCUUGUGUGUGCCACGCAAUUAUUGAGAGCCCAGUUAGAAUCUGCAUUUUAGGGCAUGAAUUAUUUUGCCUCUUCACACAAUCACUAUUUGAAAUUUUAGUUAACGCAUUACCAAAUUAUUCAGGGAUCUCCCUUAAUAUUUAUUAUGAAGCCAAAUUUGGUAUAAGGAGGAGGCUGACUUAUGAAUUACCAAAGGGUCUCAUACCAUGGUCCCUGAUACAUGCCCUUAGGAAGAAUAACUAUUCUUUUUUAUUUUGGCUCUUUUGAGGAUUGGAUUGAUUGGUUGUUUUGUUUUCAAGUUGGAAUUCAAGAGUAGAACCAAUAUUGUGAAGACGUAAGCUUUCCUAAAACGUAAAUAUUUAUAUGGCUAGCUGCUUCUUAGAAACAGUAGGUCCUUAGGUAUAUUCCAAUAAAGAUGGAAUACAAAUGAAUUCUUUCUAAGGGCAAGUAUUCUAGGCUAGCACAUGUACCUCUUUCCCCUACCCUUAAAAAAGAGAGAGAGAAAUCCUUGCAAAUAAACUGCAGAUAGGCUUUUAAGCUUAGUCAUGCAGUAUGCUGCUAACACUGAUGCUGUACUUCACGGCAUUCUUUGAUCAUCUUAUUGCAGAUGUAUUCAUACAUAUAUGUAGUGUUUAACACUGUAGAAUUUUAUUUCAGAAGAUGCUAAGUAGAUUUUUAAGGGAGCUGAAGAAAUAAUUGAUGUGUCUAAGUAACCAUGCAUUGAAUUAAAUAUAUUAUGUGAAAGCACGAAAUUGAAAAGAAAAAGAUACCUACCAUGAUUUAAAAUGUCAUUUAUAGCUCUUAGCCUAUUCUACCAAAGAUGAUAUUUGCAGAUUCUCCCUUCCUCCACUGAUAUUAUCAGAAGUUUAAUCUAAAUAUCUUCUUAAACUGGAACCAAAAUAUUAUGAAAUGCAAUUUUCAUGAUUCUUUAAGGAUGAAAUACAUACAGGAAUUCCUCAAAGUUAUUGAAAAUCUAGAAAUUCUCUUACUGAGAGGCAGGGUAAAGAGGUGAGGGUUCAUGUCACUUAACCCCUACCCUUGGGGACAGAUUUUAUCUCAGGUAGUUUUUCUUUCCCUAAAUUAGUACCUGUGCUUCUUUUCCACUCACCUUCCCAAUUUCUUCUUUAUUGUAACGUGGUAUAGCCAUGGUACAUUUCACCCCAGAAAAGGCAUUUGAAGUGUUUAUAGGAAAUUUUGGGUUCUUUAGAAACAUAUUUGGAGGAAGUGAUUAACCACUCUUCAAACUGUAAUGCUGUAUUUAGAGAACAAGAUAAGACACCUCAGUGAGAUAGAACUAGCUAAAAGUACUGGCUGCAUUUUAAAGGAAUUGAAAAAAAUCUGUCCUCUUGCAAUAAGAGAUCUGCUUUUAUCACUACUGAAUGUCUUCCUUGUUUUAUGGCCAUCAACAUAGCAGCUGUCUUUAGAGAAAUUCCUUUUCUGCUAUACCUUGAGCCAAAACUGUGGCUGCUUUUAGAACAAAAAUCUUAAGUAUACUUUCAUUCAUCCUUCUCUUUGUUUAAUUGAGAGAAGUGUGACCUUCUUUUUGGGACUCUAGCUGCUAAAGAGUGUUGAGAUAUGCUAACCUGCCUGCAACAGUGCAGCCAUGUGGAGGAAGUUAAAACUACAGGCAUGAUACUUGAUUCUAUCUUGUUACACUGGACUCUGCCCUGGUAAGGGCAUCAGUUACUUUUCUGGAAUAAAUUGAAGGCAGAGUUAGAGCACUCAUUAGAUGCUGUUUUCAUGGCUCUUUUGAGUUCAUUCAUCAAAUACAGGUGACAUUAUUUUCUUAGGUCUGUUUUCUGACUUUUUAAAUUAGGCCAAUCUUAACAUAAUUUUACUAUCAGUUAUUCUUGGCAGCAUGGUAUUUUAUUUUUUAUUUUUUAUAAUAAUUAAUGAAAAUCCCUGCUGUAACUGAUAAUAAUUAUAAUAAUAUAGUUACUGGGUAAGGAAGCCAGGGAGACUCUCAGUAACCACAUUUUAUCCCGACUCUUAUGCAAGGGUACAUGCCGGGCAAAUUUAUUCAGGUUAGGGUACAGAUGGAAUCACAUCAUGACUUUUAGUCUGGAGGAUGUGUAGAUAGUUAAGGAUUUGAGCAAGUGCCUUUUGUUUCCUGGAAAAUAGUAAAAGUCAUUUGGGUGAAAGCUUCCCAGAUGCUGAUUAAUUGCACCAACGCCUUUUUCUUGGAAGAACUUUUGGAUUGAGUCACAUAACUAAAAAGUCCAAAAUUUCCCUGGUAUCUUUUUUUCUGGUAUGUGUAAAACUAUUCAUAUUUAAUUUUAUUCCAAUAUUAUAUCUGAUGGAAAAGCCAGUUAUCUGGCAGAAUCUAAUUCUUCCUUGGAUCUAGCUCCAUUUUUAAUGUCAGGUUCCUUCCUCAAACUUAUUACUCUAGCUCUCUAUUUCUUGUCAAGUGUGAUCACAAUCAGACCAGUCCUCAGUCACAGUCAGCUUAAAAGAAUUGCCAUUUCUUACGGUGCUCAGUAAAUCACCUUUAUUUUGAGAUGGUAGUCUUUCAAGUUAGAAUUAUUUAGUAGCCUUCUCAAUGAAUAUAAAAAUGUUGAGUGUCCAUUAUAUGGAGCUCAUCUGAGGCCUAUGGUUAUAUUUAGAUUUUGUAUUAAUCAUAGAGGAGCAUGGACAUUUUGAUUUCUAGAGUACCCAGAAUUUUAAAGAUUUAAGUUAGCUUCUUCUCUACCUGAUACCACAGGAUAUAUCAUGUUUGUUAUCUCAGCCACUUUCCUCAAACGUUACUAUUUUUGAAUUAUAUGAUGACCAGUAAGUAGAUUCACAACAUACACAGUCAACAAAUAUUAUGGAUAUUUAAGAAGAAGGUAAACAAUUUUAACUAUUUUUGCUGUGAUUUUAUUGGAGAAAUGGACUGUAAAAGAAAUAUCUGUAAGCCAGAGAGCAUUUAGGAAAUUUUAUAUUUUAUAGGUGGUCAUUAAGGUGAUCUUCAGGAUAUAAGAUACAUAGUUUACACAAACUUUGUUCUCCUGAUAUGAGAUUCUUAUUUUCGUAUAGCUAGCACUUUUGUUGUUCUUUGUAUUGCUUAUGAAGAUUAUUGUUUUAUUUGCUUUAUUUGUGCUUUUCGGAGAAUUAUAAUCAUGGCAGUUGUGCUUGUGGCACCAUAAAUGCUGGAGUUCACAGGAAACUUAUGAAAUGAUUGCCCCUAUUUUAUUUCCCAUUAAAUUGGGUAACUGCCACAGUAACCUGAAGAAAACUUGAUGACUUUUUGAAGACCAUGUAUAUUUUAUGAACUGGGUUCAUAAUGUUUUAAUUUAAAGGCAAAAAGAAACAUUCUAAUUUGCCUUAAUCUUUGUAGUGCAGAAGAGAGCUUAUUUCAUUAUAUUACUUUGUAUAAUGAAAAUAAGUCACAUUCUGAAAAAACAAAACAGAAUUGUUCAGAUUCUUUUUGUUUCUUUUGGGAAGCCCUUGCAUGAAAAUCAGAGCUACUUCCUACUAUAAGCUAUUGAUGUCAGAAUUAUUUGUAGUCGCCUUUUUAUCCCAGAUUGGAAUUGCCUUCCUCUUUUAGUUUAUCUCUCCUUAAUUACAUUCAUGGUAUGGGGACAGUGAGUGUAUAAAAGCAAAUGUAGUGAGGUAUUCUUAAAUCAUGCAUGUAUGAAUUCAAAAUUUCUUCAGUCAUUUGAAUUAUCUAUAGUUAUUUUAUUAGCACAUAUUUUCAGAAGACUACCAAAUUUAAGGGUUAAAAAAAAUAGAUGAGGGGAAGAAAAUGACUCCCUGACUGGUAUUUGUAAUCUUAUAUAUACUCAUCAAUUAUUUUUUAAAAUCCAAACUGGGUACCUAUAGAAUGGAAACAUUGCCUUUCCUAUACAUUCCUUGUUGUUGCUUCUCCAGAAAAUUAUUGUAAGAGUUUAUAGAGCCAGAUUAAAUAUCCAUUUUCAGUUUAUUCUAAUUUUUAAUAGUAAAUAUUUGAAUUCCAGCUUUUUUGUAUUUGGUGUUCACUACCAUUCAUGCACAUCAAGGAUCAGAAACUGGGGAUCAGCCAUCUCUCUGUUUCCCUUUGCAUAUUGGGUACAGUGGGUGGCAUUAGUAUGCACUAGCUGCAAAGUUACAGCACCUUAUGGAACUUAAAUAGUGUUUAUUUAUUAUAAUUUUUAAAAGUUAUUCUGCACUUCUAUAGAUCACUUAUUUUACAGAGAGUAAAGCUGUCACAUCUUGUCCAGAAGGAUUUACUCUUUUCAUUCUUAAUUUUUUUCUGAAAAAUCUUAAAUAACUUAACAUUCCUUAACAGUGUAGACUCUGGGGUACAAGGGAUUCUCCCAAUCCCCCCAAAAGACUCCAUCUUUGCUCUCUUUUAACCAUUCUUAGAAAUCCAGUUGCAAUCAAUGAAUUUUAAGUCUAUGGCCUCCUGUGUCAGCACUGGAGUGGUGGUUGUGAAUAUUAAAAUUCCCUUAUGCAAUUGCUAUGUUUUGAUGAGAAGGUAUCAUUACAUGUGAAAGAUCACUUAAACUAAAGCCAGUUAUGAAAAGUAUUCUCUCCUGAAGUUUCACCUUCACCUCAGAACUACAAGAAUAUCACCGUGCACAGUGAAUAGCUAUAACAUAUUCUACCAGUUGUUUCAGUAGCAAAUUGGUCUUGGCAUUUCUUGGCACUAUGGUCUCUGAUCUUUGUGAUGUCUUAUUGUGAGUUUUUUUGUUUGUUUUUAUUUUUAAUAAAUAAGUGGGACUAUAAAGUGUAGAUGUGUGUCAGUACCAAGAAGUUCUUUUCAAAAAUCUCUCAAUUUCUGAUUUCCGGUCAAGUCUUUCAGACUUGUUUUUUCUUGCUGAGUAGCAAAGAACUUUUAUUUUACACUUUCCUACAUACCUAAAAAGUAUGAACACUGCGUUUUGAUGGACUGUAUUGCGUACUUUUUGCUGAAAACUUUUUCUGUAAACACAAUUGCCUUGUUCAGUUUUGUUGUAAACUGACUUACCAUCAUAAGAUGCACUGUUGAUAUGCUUUCUGAUGUGUGUUUGAUAAGAGUGAUAAAAUAAA